AUGGAAGUCGGUAAUCAACAUAACCAAAGUUAUUGGUUUGUAGUGCGGGAGGAUCAAAACAAUGUUAUAUUUAGUAGCAAUAAUUGUAACAUACAAAACCCUCAAAUUCCUGGACAAGAAGCUAGUUAUAUUGUGGAUACCGGCGAUAAUAGAGAAUACAUUCAGGUAGAUAGCACUCAAACUACAGCAACAGAACCUAUUACAAAAACUAAUACUAAACCACAUCUUCUCAUAAAUGAUGAGAAUUUUUGGGAUAGAAACAAAAUCAAGCUCUUAUUGACACUAUGUCUUGAUAGGAGAUUUAAAUGUCCUGAUACUGAUAAAAUUUUAUUUAAUGAAAUAUCUAUUUUAAUUGGAACUACUCCUGAAGAGUGUGAUAAAAAGUAUAGAAGUCUUAGAAGAACAUAUGUAAGAUUAAUCAAAAAGAAAAGAUUAGGCAAAGACAUAAAAUGGAUUCAUUUUGGUACUUGUGAUAGUGUAUUUAAACAUUGUAAAACCUUAUCUCCGUCGCUUCUAGAACCUUGGGAGGAUAGUAAAAUCAGGCAACUAUUGAGUCUUUAUAUUGAAAAUAUCAACCAAUUUCGCAAUAGUGAGAGCUUACAAAAGGAUAUUUGGAAGGAAAUAGCAUCUCAAUUAGAUACCACAGAGUAUAAUUGCUAUCAUAAAUUUAAAAACUUAAAGAGAACUUAUUUUAAAUGGGUAGAGAGGACCAGGGAGACAGGAAAAUUAAUUAAAUGGCCUUAUCACCACUAUUUUGAAAGGAUAUAUUAUAAUUAUAGGCCUAACUUAAAAGCCUGGGAUAAGAAUAAAAUUCGUUCAUUAAUAAAUGCAUAUUCAGAAAUUGCUCACAAGUUUAGAAACCCUAAAUAUCAGAAAAAGGAACUUUGGAAGGAAAUAUCACUUAAACUAGAUGAAAAUCCAAGCCACUGCGAUAGAAAGUUCAGAAAUCUAAAGCAAACAUAUAUUCGAUUAAAAAAUAGAUCAGAUUCUGGUAGAUCUAUGAUAAAGUGGAGAUAUUACAAGGACUUUGUUGCUUUAUUUGAUAAUGGAUCAUAUACAAUUGUUGAUGAUGGACAGGAUAGACCGUUACGUCAAGACUAUGUUGAGCAAUUGUUAACAUUUUGUAUUAAAAAUAAAGAGAAAUUUAAAGAUCCCCUAGGAAGGAAAAGAUUAUUAUGGAAACAAAUAAGUCCUAAGUUGGGUCUAACUCCUGAAGAAUGUGGCAAAAAAUUUAGGAAUUUGAAACAGACUUACAUUAGGCUUGCAGAAAAAAAACGACACACUGGCAAAAACACUAGUUGGCCAUAUUUCUCAUAUUUUGAACAAAUUUAUGAUAAAAAGGCACCUAAAAGAGACUGUCUUUACAAAUGUAAUGUAGAAAACUUAACUAUGCCAGAAAUACGACAAUUGGUUAAUAAUAUUCAAUCAAAAGAUACAGAUAACUUUGAGAAGCUAGUCAGGGUUAUAGAGGAUUCCAAUAGUAUUCAACGUGAAAGGAACAGGAUAUUGCUAGCACUACUCAAUAAGAAG
Brenthis ino (lesser marbled fritillary) is the source of this 1530-nucleotide messenger RNA. NCBI's taxonomy places the organism in Eukaryota, Metazoa, Arthropoda, Insecta, Lepidoptera, Nymphalidae. The record is from the annotation of a GenBank genome assembly.